Messenger RNA from Epinephelus moara (kelp grouper), 1962 nucleotides. RefSeq names its product adenylate kinase 3 (gene ak3). Lineage: Eukaryota; Metazoa; Chordata; Actinopteri; Perciformes; Serranidae. Gene Ontology annotation, cellular component: cytoplasm; mitochondrion. The record is from RefSeq and is a predicted model, not a curated record. Gene Ontology annotation, molecular function: AMP kinase activity; ATP binding. The transcript is spliced from 6 exons. The coding region runs from base 738 to 1409 and encodes 223 amino acids. Gene Ontology annotation, biological process: nucleobase-containing compound metabolic process.
GUUAUUUUUCCGUCUUAAAGGCACAAACAUGAUCAAAAUGUAAACAAAGGGGGCUGCAACCGACAUUUGUACGGAUUAUCUCUUUUAUAUUCUUUUAAUACGGAUUUUUGGCAAAAAAUGAAGCAAUUCAAAACGCUGGCUAGAGAGAGCAGCAGAUUGCUGUGUCUGUCUGCCAAUCUACAGGACUGUCCGCUAAGGGGAUCGGGGCUCGGAAGAGAUUAAUCGCCACAACCUUGCCAACAAGCUUCUUUCCCUCUGUGGAUCAAUUGCAUAACCGUGUUAUUAUAUAAAUACAUCCCCAGUAAACCGUAAACACUGGACGUUUGUCAAGACGCCAAUGAAAGGAGCUGAUUGCGCCGUGAAUGGGUCAUCAGGGGAGCUGAUCCUCGUCUGCCCUCACCACCACUACUCCUACUCUGUCUCUGCUGCUACUGCUGCUGGACUGACCGCAGUCAUCUGCUCACAGUUCUCAUCUUCCUCCUCCGCCUCCCCCCUCCUCCUCUUCCUUGUGUCUCUGCAGGGAGAUAAAAGCCAUGGUCCAGUCAGAGUCUUGACUGGCUGCAAAAGGCGCGCCCACUGCUGGUUGCGCACUUCUUGGAAAAGAAAGUGUAUACCUGCUCCGAUCCAGUUUCAACCGAGCAUCCGGAGAGAGAGAGGGGGCCUUCAUGGGAAGGAUAACGUACGGAUUUAGGAUUCAGCUCCUUGAGUAAAUAACUUGAGCAAAUAGUCGCGCAGAGAUGGCUCUUCAGAGGAUCUUUCGUGUGGUUAUUAUGGGACCUCCGGGGUCGGGGAAGGGGACGGUGUCUGCGCGCAUUACCAAAACUUUUGGACUGCAACACAUUUCUAGUGGGGACAUUUUGAGGGCCAACAUCAACGCCAAAACCGAGCUCGGUCUGCUGAUGAAGUCCUGCAUUGAUCAGGGUCAGCUGGUACCCGAUGACGUCAUGUCUCGUCUCAUUCUGAGUGACCUGAGAGCGAUGGACCACAGCAGCUGGCUGCUCGAUGGCUUCCCUCGCACAGUAUCCCAGGCCGAGGCUCUGGAUGGGACCUAUAGAGUGGACACAGUCAUCAACCUCAAUGUACCUUUCCAGACCAUCAAAGAGAGGCUCACGUCUCGCUGGACUCACCUUCCCAGCGGCAGAGUCUACAACAUCGAUUUCAACCCUCCCAAAGUCCCUGGUUUGGAUGACGUGACAGGGGAGCCUCUGGUCCAGAGGAACGAUGACACACCAGAGACGGUCACACGCAGACUGAAGUCCUAUGAAAACCUGACAGAGCCCGUCUUAGAGUACUACAGGAGUAAAGGUGUGCUAGAGACCUUCUCUGGGACAGAAACCAACAAGAUCUGGCCACACGUCGAGACGUUCCUCCACAGAAAACUCCCCUCCGUCCAACAGAAAGUCGCAUAGGCACGAGAAGGGUUAAAGUUUACUGGCAGAAACCAAUCUGUUUGCGACGUCCAAUCAGGUGCCACUUUCUGUGAAACAAGAGAAGAGCCAUCUGUGUAAUGAUAUAUUAUGAGGAGCAGGCUCAUACAGUUGAUGUCAGGAAGCGAUAGUUAGACUGCAGAUGUUGUUGGGAAAAACUCCACUGUUGCACUGUGUCGAUCACGUCUCUGAAUUUAGUUUGGCUAAACUCUCAGGACGCUUAAAAUCCUUCAAACAUUAAUGUUUAGAUGUUUCACAGAUUGUCUCUUUAUUUAAUUAUGUGCCUUUAUAAAGCCAGGAGACGUCACUGAAACGAAGAUCAAGGUCUUUAACAGCACAGUAUCAAGGUCACAUUCACAAGAAAUGUUGCAAGAUAGAAAUAGUUAUGUCAAGUCUUCUCUGGUGAAAGCAAGCAGCUAAAGAGUGGAGUGAUGUUUAGGUGUUCUUAUUGCAAACAUGAGUACUUUUUUCAGUUGAUGGCAGCCACACCCAACAAGAUGUUUUGAGAUAAAUUAGAGGCUUUCCUGUUUUCUCU